Blepharisma stoltei is the source of this 1736-nucleotide messenger RNA. The record is from the annotation of a GenBank genome assembly. NCBI's taxonomy places the organism in Eukaryota, Ciliophora, Heterotrichea, Heterotrichida, Blepharismidae.
AUGCUAAGAUCACUACCUAAAAGGGUUAUAUCUUCUGCAAGAACCCAACUGUUCAUCAACAACCAAUGGGUCAAUUCCAAAUCCAGACAAACCUUCAAGACCAUCAACCCCUACACUGAAGAAGUCAUUGCUGAAGUCCAGCAAUCCAACGAAGCCGACGUCGAUAUAGCUGUAAAAGCAGCCAGAACUGCAUUUGAUAAAGGACCAUGGAGAAGAAUGAGCGGAAAAGAGCGUGGAAAUUUAAUACUGAAGCUCAGCGAUCUAAUCGCAGACAACUUCAGCCCUCUGAGCACUUUAGAAAUCAUUGACUCCGGCAAGCCAAUUAAAGAUGUCACAACGAUCGAUCUUCCGUUUUCUAUUGAUUUCUAUAAAUACUACGCAGGACUGGCAAAUAAUAUCAGAGGUAAAACAAUCCCAAUCACAGGCCCUUAUACUUGUUAUACUAGAUAUGAGCCAGUUGGGGUCUGUGCUCAAAUAAUCCCGUGGAAUUAUCCUCUGAUGAUGCAGUGCUGGAAAAUGGCACCUGCACUUGCUGCUGGGUGCACACUUGUAUUGAAGCCUGCUGAGCAGACUCCUCUGACAGCUUUAAAACUUGGAGAACUCAUUAUUCAAGCUGGAUUCCCUGAAGGCGUUAUUAAUAUACUACCAGGGUAUGGAGAUGUGGGAAGGGCAUUAACCUUACACCCUGGGGUUGACAAAGUUGCAUUUACAGGCUCAACUGAAGUCGGAUGCGAAGUUAUGAGAAACUCAGGGACAAAAGGGCUGAAAAGGAUUUCUUUAGAAUGUGGAGGGAAAAGCCCACAUAUUAUUUUUGAUGACUGUGAUAUGGAGUGCGCAGUUGCGUGUGCCCAUUUUGGAGUUUUUGGGAAUAUGGGGCAGUCUUGUAUUGCGGGGACCAGAGUUUAUGUCCAUGAGAAGAUUUAUGAUCAGUUCAUUGAAAAUUCUGUAUAUAUGGCCAGGGCAAGGCUCCUUGGAGACCCAAUGGAUAUAAGAACCCAUCAUGGUCCGCAAGUAGAUCAAACUCAGAUGGAAAAAAUAUUAGGAUAUAUAGAGAAAGGCAAAAGUGAAGGAGCCAAACUUGUGACAGGAGGGAAUAGAUGGGGAAAUAAAGGCUAUUUCGUAGAGCCCACUAUUUUUACUGAUGUGAAAGAUGAGAUGACGAUUGUAUCGUUUGCGUUUGUUAGACUUAUAGAGAACUUACCAUUCCUUCUGAGGCAAAAACUGGGCAUUGGAGGAAAGGAUACGUCAACUAAACGACAUUGCGAUUCUCCAAACCAAGAAAACCUGGGUGAAAUGCACAUUUAGGAGCGCAUGUCUCUUCUUUAAGCUCCCUGCACACCCUGAGGAUGCCAGCUACAAGAAUGAAGAGGGUGAGUUGUUCUCCACGCCAUUUUAAUGUAUAUGAAAUGACGAUUGCCAAAGAAGAGAUUUUUGGGCCUGUUAUGAGCAUAUUGAAGUUCAAAGAUAUUAAUGAGGUGAUUAGUAGAGCAAAUAACUCAAAAUAUGGUCUUGGGGCUGGUGUGCAGACUAUGGAUAUUGAAAAAGCGCUUAAGGUGACUAAUGCAAUGAAAGCGGGAACUGUUUAUGUGAAUUGUUAUGAUUAUCAGACUGAAAAUACGCCGUUUGGUGGAUAUAAGCAGUCUGGGUUUGGCCGUGAGCUAGGUGAGGAUGGACUUUACCAAUACUUAGAAUGCAAAACAGUAAUAAUCAAGAAUUCUGCUGACACCCUUCCAUAA